Molecule: messenger RNA, 2770 nt
Organism: Liolophura sinensis
Lineage: Eukaryota; Metazoa; Mollusca; Polyplacophora; Chitonida; Chitonidae
Product: TATA box-binding protein-like 1
Exons: 5
Coding region: 292-1233 (313 amino acids)
Biological process (GO): DNA-templated transcription initiation
Molecular function (GO): DNA binding
Source: RefSeq, a predicted model, not a curated record
AAAAAAUGGAAGGAAACAGACGAUGGGAAGUUUAUAUGAAAGAAUAAUUUAAUACUCGGCGGCCUUGUACAGUCAGGAGUGCUUUAAAAUUAUUUUAAAGCACAAAGAUAGAAUAAUGGACGUUGUGGUCAUUACAUUAGUCUAAACAAUUCUUUUGCCCAGUGAACAGACCUAGUGCUAGCUUAAUUUCGCCAUGGCAGCACGUAGUUCGUAGCCGGUGUUGGAGGAUUUGGUUCCAUACUAUAUCAAUGCUGUUCUAAAGUUCGUCGUGGGAAGUAAAAGCAAGAGACUAUGGCAACUGUGUCGGCUUCUGCUGAUAAGAACGCCGUCUAUAUCUUGACAUCUUCAGAACUUUCUGGUGCCGACGUGGAGGUGGGUCAAAGCGACUGUGUGAUCGACGUGAAUCAAGAACAUCAGCAGCAACAACAAGAAGAUGUUGGCCAAGUAGCUGUGGUGUCAGAAGCCAACUUCAUAGAACAAAACUCUGGUAUUGGGCAUCCCGCUAAUGCCACUGAACCGGCUGAUGUGGAAAAUAAUGGAGAUGGCGAGGAACCAGUCAUAGAUAUUGUAAUAAACAAUGUUGUCUCUAGCUUUAACACAAGAUGUCACUUAAACCUGAAGAGAAUAGCUAUGGAAGGUGUCAAUGUUGAAUAUAAACGACAGAAUGGGAUGUUGAACAUGAAAAUUAGAAGACCGUAUACUACUGCAAGUAUUUGGUCCUCAGGAAAGAUAACAUGCACUGGUGCAACUAGUGAGGAUGAAGCAAAGAUUGCAGCCAGACGUUUUGCUAGAAUCUUACAAAGACUAGGCUUCAAUGUGAAGUUCUGCAAUUUUAGAGUAGUCAAUGUUUUGGCAACAUGUACCCUCCCCUUUGGCAUUAAAAUUACUAAUUUUUCCAGAGAUAACCCUCAAAAUGCAAGUUAUGAACCAGAAUUACACCCUGGUGUAACCUAUAAAAUAAAGUCCCCAAAGGCAACACUGAAAAUUUUCUCAACUGGCAGUAUUACAGUAACAGCUCCUUGUGUUGCUAACGUACAGGUAGCCAUUGAACACAUUUUCCCAUUAGUUUACGAGUAUAAAAGUAUGGAACUCCACAACAAGACGGCAGCAAAUGCCAACUUCAUCAAAAAGCGUCCUGGUGAUUGUAACAUGCCUAUUGAAAAUUUGGAUACAUAUUAUGAUGGAGACAGUGAUUCAGAAGGCAGUUUUGACAGUGAUGAGAGUCAGGAUUGAACUUUGUCCAUUGAAACUGUAGUCAACAGCAGACAUGUGCAUUCCAAAUGAGAACGUUCCUUGUUCUACAGAUGAUGAAUACUCUUCACUCCAACUGUUCUGCAUGCAACAAACUAUGCUGGGAGAGCAAAAAGAGGUGGACCAGACACCACUGGCAAUAUUAAUUCAUUCAGCUUUCUGUUUGAGUUUUCUCUCACAACUUUUGGUGUGCCAUGGGCUCUCGGGUCAAUUGUGGAAGCGUGCCAGUGUAUAGUGCUCUUUCUCUCAGUGGAUUGGCGAAAUGGGAAGAUAAUCCCUAAAAACUACAAAUCUGAAUACCCUUUAAUUUUAGUGGAAACUAAAGGUUUAUUGGCUGAUAUCAAAUGCCCAAAGUAUUCUGUACAUAGUCAUCACCUGAUUAAAUCCAUAACCAUCUUUGAAGUAGUUCAUAAUUGGAGUUGCUGUUCAAUAAUGGUUUGGGUUUUAAAAAUUCUUAUAAGAGUUGAUGACAACUGUAACUUGUGCUUAAAUUGAUGGAAUGUGGAUAUAUUCUGUUUUUCUCUCUUUUUGAUGUUGUUUCUUGUUUCAUUGUCAGUGCAUAUGCGGUGUCAGUGCCUGUCAUUUUAGUGUCUUGUGAUUGUAUAUGUAAGUGCUUACACCAACCUGAAAAACAGUCCCAUCUUUUCUAAUUCUGGGUAUGAAAGCAGAUGCCAAAUAUGAACAAAGAUUAUAAUGGGCUAUUUUCAAUAACUUUCAUUUCGGAAUUCCUUGAGAAUUAUCGGUUGUUUGAUCCAAAUGUACAACAGACUUGUGAUAUAUGAUCUAUUACUCACUGAGCUGUUUGAGAUGAGUCAAUGAUAAAUUAAAUGUGUUACUGCACUGCACAGCCAUUAUGGUAGGCUAUAAAUGAGCUAAGUUUUUUUUUCUUUUCGUCUGGAAGUGGAAUGAAUAUGUAUUGUCUGAUGUUAGGUCUCUCAUUCUAUGUUAUGGUUCAAAGCCCAACGUUGUGUAUGAAAGAAUUGCACUUUCUCUAAGACUCCCACUUAGCCACUAAAAUGGCAUUUUUGAAGUAUAGAUUCUUACUGAGCAGGGUGUGAUGACAUGAAAUUUCUUAAAACAUCACAAGGGUUACAUAAGGUCAUAUUCAUUAUAUUUAUACCCUUGAGCAGUUAUUUUCCAGUGAGUUAUUUAAUUGCACUUAAAUGUUUUGUCAAUUAUUUGACUUGUAGUUCCAGUGGUUUCUCGACCUUGCUACAUGUACAUGUUGUUUGAUCUUGUACUAUGUACUACAUACUUUAAAUUGUAAAGCCAUUGGUUACAAGUUUGUGAAACUGUAUCAAUUUUACAUUGCACAGCUGGUCAUGUUUUGAUACUAGUGUUAAGUUUUCAUUUAUGUGACAGAAUACUGGGUGUUCGAAACAUUUUCAAGUCAGAGCAGAUAGGAGUUGACACCACCAAGUCUUGAAAGUGACCAGAAAUUACAUGUAGAAUGUUUAUGCUUCAGGCAGUGGUUCAACCUGCUCACGUUUUGUAUUGAUUCGAAUAAAUUUGCAUUUUG